CCGGAAGCGCGAGCCUCCUGAACAGAAAGUCGUUUUUCUUUGUAUUUCCCUUCAGACUUUAGACUUUCUGUUUAUAAAAACACUGAUAUCUGAUAUCCACUCACUCUAAAUAACUGAUUUAGUGAUAUUUCUACACUGUGUCAGAUUUCCUCCCACAGCUCCCAGUGUCUCAGCCCAGCAGAUGGAGAGUGACCUGCAGACGGACUGGAGUUUCUCAUUAGAGGGCGGAUCAGUCGCGGGAGCUGUGCCGGUGUGCGCCUCUCUGUGGGCAGUUCCCGCUCCAGCCACACUGUGGUCAGUUCCGGGGCUCCUGCAGUCUCAGGCUCCGCUACACGAGCAGGAAGCGCUGUUUCUCGGCCACGAACCCGACAUCAUGCCGGUCACCACCGAGACCAAGGAGCUGGACAUACAGACAGAGAACUGGACAGAAGAUAAAGCAUCCAACACUAACGAUGACUGGGAGUCUGUUAUGCAUAAAAUUAACGAGUACGGUUCCAGGCUGGCUCAACAGUACGAGUCAAUGGUCAGGCAGGAAGAGGCUGAUGAAACUGAACACUCUCUUCACAUUAAAAGUCUAGAGAAGACAAAAGAAGAAAAACAACGACUUUAUCAGGGUCUCAUUAGCAAGAUUGAAUCUCUACAAGUGAAGCUGGACCUAAACAGCAGUAAGACCACCCGGAAAAACUUUACAGUUAAGCUUGAAGAACUGACUGCAGAGAAGGAGCGACUAGCAGAAGGGAAGAAAAGAUUGGUGCAAGAGCUUGAAGAGGCUGACAGAAAGCUGAAGCAGCUUAUUGAAGAGCAAAAUAAUGAUAAACUUUCCUGGGAACAGGAGAUAGCAGACUUACAGACUGAGAAUGAGAGACUUUCUAAACAGCUUGAAGAAACCAAUCAGAUUGCCCUAAAAGAUGAGAUAGCUGCACUAGAAUCUCAGAGAGAGCUGGCCAUUUCUCAGAUAGAAGACUGGAUUGCAGAAGCGGAAAGAUAUCUUGACACCCUUCGAUUGGACCCUUCGCAUCAGAAUGCCCGACAGCGGCAUGAGUGGGAGAAAAAUAUAAUGGUGGUCCGGAACAGCCUUUCUAGACUACAGAAUAUGUACAGUGACAACAUUAUACUUCUACAGAGCGGACAGCAACUAGAUAGUUUACCCCCAAUCUCCCUGCCACAUCUUCCUAAUGUGCCCUCGAUCGAUUUGUUCAUGAGUGCUCUCAGAAACUCAGUAUCUCAGAUGCCGUUUUAUAGUGGUCCUAUGACCCGCAUCCCGCCACCCACCGCAUUGCCUGAUUUCCAUCCUGGUAGUGUCCCAGUUCAUAGACUCACUCCUCCACUCCCUCCAGUUUCAUCCCAAAGCUUUCCACUUUCCACAGUGAACGCUCCAUCCUACUCAGCCGGACCCAAACCCAGCCUGACCAUGCCCACCAUUUUACCCCCUCAGCCCCCUUUCCGCAUGCCCCCCAUGACUGCUAUGCCUACUAUGCCUUUACCUCACACCCAACCAAUGUUUCGUCUACCACACACCUUCGUACCCACCAGUACAUAUGGAGCUGCUGGACCUGCUCAUGUGUCGAUGGUAACGACUCAUGCAGCUACUCCCAUGCCAGCAACUCAGGCCACACCUUUACCAGCUCAUACAUCAACAUCAGCACCAGCACCACCAGCAGCAGCAGCAGCAGCAGCAGUAUCAGCACUGCCCCAGGGCACCUUCCCAGCCACAUCAGCCCGAAACUCCUCCCCCCAGACUGUCUCAUCCAAUCCACCACCUGCGGGCAAGCUGGACAAGCUGCUGGAGAGGCUGGGCACACAGUUCCCACAAUGCACCAGAACUCAGCUGAUGGGUGUGCUGCAGCAGAUUAAGAGCGAGCGUGGCACCAUGGCAGGCCUGUCUAUGGAUGAAGUCACUCAGCAGGUGUCUCAGAAGCUGGCACAGAAUGAUCGACCAGCUCCGGGUCCUAUAGCUCCUCCAUCUGGAUCCCGAAGCUUUGCUGCAGCUCCUGGUCCUGUCCAGAGACCCUCAGUCCAACCCCACCUAAUACGGCCCCCUCUCCGAGCCCCAGGGGCACCAGGUUUCCAGCCAAGACCCUCUCAGCCUCCAGCCAUGCGUAAGCUGUGCUUAAUGUGUCAGAACCAUGUAGAACCUGGGACCCAGUACAACACAAACUGCCCACACACACUACACAAAGACUGCAUCAGUGUGUGGCUGCAGUCCAGCAAGAACCACUCCUGCCCUUUCUGCCCCAGUAAAUAAACACACACUUACACACCGUUCACUCUGCCCUUACACAUUAGCAGUGUUUAACUGACAUUUCCUACAUAAGAACAGUUAAAUGCUGUGCUGAGGAAAUAAUUUGACUUAGUUAUUACUGAACAAACAGAUGCUUUGGAAUGGAUUGAUGAUUUUAGUAAUAUGUAAAAUGUUUCAAAGCCAAGUUGUUUACUUGUGUGAUACAAUCUAAUUUACUUACUGUGAAUUUUAUUAUAACUUUCAUAAGCUUAUUUUAUAAUUAAACUUAAUACAUUUUCAUACAAGUUUUUGAUUUUUAUAAUGAGCAUUUUGUGAUAAUUUGUAAUUAAUAAACCAUAAUAAAUAUAUUUUAAAUAUCAUGCUGCUGGUCUUUGCACUACUACUGCACUCUGCAAUAUUGCAUCUAAUUCCUUUACCAUCUGACCUUAUAAACUUACAAACCAGCAUUUAUUUUCUUUACACCAUAUUUAACUCACCAGUUCUCAUGUUACAGCAGGGAAACACAACCUGUGGUAUGUAUGUGGUCCCCAAGACAAAGUUUAUGUAAGUGUAAAAAUAUAACCUGUUCCUGAAUUACUUACUGUGGGAAAAGCAGAAGAAAUAAUAUUGAGUGCAUUUACAUUCACUUCAUAACUCGAUUACGGCAUAUUUUCCCAUAAGUUUCCAGUAAUCUAUUAUAAUUAUAAAAAACAUUCCCGUGCCUCACCAAACAGAAAUGUCACCAACCUCAAAAGAACUGCCACCCAGGCUGCUGCAAGCGGCAGUUCUUGUGAGGUUAGUGCCGACAGCGAGAACAAACCCUGGAACAACAAAUCAGAGACAUUGAUGGAUGCAAGAAAGAGAGAGGGCAUUCCUGUUAAAGGAUGCAAAGUCUGCAACAACUCUGUAUAGUACAUCAGUGAAUACCAGAUGACCACUUGAGUAAACAUGAGAAACCAAAUGAUAUGUAAUGAAAAUAAAACGUGUUUCACUUUAAGACAAGCAAUGUGUGUACAGCUCUGAAAAAAAUAAGAGAGCACUUAAAAAUGAUGUGAUUCUUUGAUUUUACCAAAUUAAAAACCUCUGGAACAUAAUCAAGAGAAAGAUAGAUAGAUCGCAAGUCAUCAAACCAAGCUGAACGGCUUGAUUUUUUGCACCAGGAGUGGCAUAAGACUGGUGGAGGAGAACAUGAUGCCAAGAAGCUUGAAAACUGUGAUUAAAAACCAGGGUUAUUCCACCAGAUGUUGGUUUCUGAACUUCUAAAACGUUAUGAAUAUGCAUUAUGUAAGGUCUGGAAGCUCUGCAUCUUUUGUUUAGUUCAGCAUUUAUAUUUGGAAUUUGUUAGAAAUGUUGUCGGUAGUUUAUAGAAUGAAAUCAUUUUAUACAAACAUAUACUUAUAAAAAAGCAAAAUCAGAGAAACUGAUUCAGAAACUGAAGUGGACUCUUAAUUUUUUCCAGAGCUGUAUACUGAAAAUAUGUCAAAUAAAUAAGUGUGCUUCAA
This is a messenger RNA of Astyanax mexicanus (Mexican tetra), 3723 nucleotides long. RefSeq names its product ring finger protein 214 (gene rnf214). Lineage: Eukaryota; Metazoa; Chordata; Actinopteri; Characiformes; Acestrorhamphidae. The record is from RefSeq and is a predicted model, not a curated record. Gene Ontology annotation, molecular function: ubiquitin-protein transferase activity. The coding region runs from base 182 to 2245 and encodes 687 amino acids. The transcript is spliced from 16 exons.